Drosophila sulfurigaster albostrigata is the source of this 2156-nucleotide messenger RNA. RefSeq names its product stress-induced-phosphoprotein 1 (gene Stip1). Gene Ontology annotation, molecular function: Hsp90 protein binding. The record is from RefSeq and is a predicted model, not a curated record. Bases 248 to 1723 code for a protein of 491 amino acids. The transcript has 5 exons. NCBI's taxonomy places the organism in Eukaryota, Metazoa, Arthropoda, Insecta, Diptera, Drosophilidae.
CGCUAAUUACAGAAAAUAUCGCACUGGCAACGCGCGCAGUUUGACAUUUUGACAAGAGAGCGUUAGAGAGAGAAAGAGAGCACACGCGAGAACACAACUCAUGUAUUUCUAGAAAAGUCCGACAGCGGCAUUAUUGCAAUUUUAGGUUCCCGAAAGAAAACCUUUGCUUAGUAACGCGCGGCGUGUGUUUAUUGCAAUAUUCAUUUAUUUAAUUUAGUUAAAGAUCAGACAUUAAAACGCUAAUAAUAUGGAUAAGGUGAACGAACUGAAAGAAAGGGGCAACACAGCUCUUAAUGCCGAAAAGUUUGAUGAGGCCGUGGCCGCCUACACAGAAGCCAUUGCCUUGGAUGGCAAGAAUCAUGUGCUGUAUAGCAACCGGUCUGCCGCCUUUGCCAAGGCCGGAAAGUACAAGGAUGCUCUGGAGGAUGCGGAGAAGACCAUUGCACUGAACCCCAGCUGGCCCAAAGGUUAUUCACGCAAGGGAGCGGCAGCCGCUGGGCUACGUGAUUACAUGAAGGCCUUUGAGGCGUACAAUGAGGGUUUAAAGUACGAUCCGCAAAAUGCCAUACUGUUGCAAGGACGUCAGGAGAUCACAGCCUCAGUGCUGAGCUAUAUGCAAUCACAAGGUGAAUUUCCCAUGGAUGUCGAUCCACAGCCCGGUUCAGCUGAGUCAGCAUCCAAACCAACUCCUAAAGCAGCACCAGCUGAGCCCGCUAAGCCUGCUGAACCCAAACCCGAAGAGAUGAAUGAGGAAGAUCGCAAAAAGUACUUUGCCAAGCAGGAGAAGGAACUGGGCAAUGCCGCGUACAAGAAGAAGGAAUUCGAAACUGCCCUUAAACAUUAUAACGCUGCCAUUGAACACGAUCCGACUGACAUUACGUUUCACAACAAUAUCGCAGCUGUGUAUUUUGAGCGCAAGGAGUACGAUGCUUGUAUUAAGCAGUGUGAAAAGGGUAUCGAAGUCGGACGUGAGAAUCGUGCUGACUUCAAAUUGAUUGCCAAAUCAUUGGCACGCAUUGGUAAUACGUAUCGCAAACUGGAGAAUUAUAAGCAGGCUAAGUUCUACUACGAGAAGGCUAUGUCGGAGCAUCGUACGCCUGAGAUUAAGACUUCGUUGAGCGAAGUGGAAGCGAAAAUCAAGGAGGAAGAACGUCGCGCUUACAUUGACCCAGCCAAGGCCGAGGAGGAGAAGGAGAAGGGCAAUGAGUAUUUCAAGAAAGGCGAUUAUAGCAAUGCUGUGAAACAUUAUACGGAGGCCAUUAAGCGCAAUCCCGAUGAUCCUAAAUUGUACAGCAAUCGUGCGGCCUGCUACACAAAAUUGGCUGCCUUUGAUCUCGGUCUAAAGGAUUGCGACACUUGCAUCAAGCUGGAUGAGAAAUUCAUCAAGGGUUACAUACGAAAGGGCAAAAUUCUGCAGGGUAUGCAACAAACCUCAAAAGCUUCGACGGCUUAUCAGAAAGCACUUGAGUUGGAUCCUAACAAUGCCGAGGCAAUUGAUGGCUAUCGUCAAUGCUCCAUGAACUUCCAACGCAAUCCACAAGAGGUGCUCAAGAAUGCCAUGUCCGAUCCAGAGAUACAGCAAAUACUUAAAGACCCAGCCAUGCGUAUGAUUCUCGAGCAGAUGCAAAACGAUCCAAACGCUGUCAAAGAACAUUUACAAAAUCCAGCUAUUGCCGACAAGAUAAUGAAGCUGUUGGAAUCGGGCAUCAUACAGAUACAUUAGAACUAACACACUAGCCUUAUCCAUUAUAAAACACACCAUUAACAUUCAGGAGACAAAACAAACACAACCAACAAUAUAUGCAUAUAAGAUUAACUAAUUGAACUACUAAGCCGCGCUGCGCAGCCUCAAAAGAAAAACUAUGCAACAAAAGAGAUAACGUUAACAUUUCCAAAAGAAAAUAAGAAACUAUAUAUUGGAUAUUGCUAAACGCUAAACGCUAAAACUCGACUACAAGCUCACUAAAGAACGCAAGAUUGAAACUCGAUUCAACUCGUCUGCCUAGUUGACUUACGCAGAUAUUUUUAUGAAGUUGAGAUCACAGCUCUUAAAGAUAAAGCUAUGGUCCACAUUUUUCAAUCUACAUAAUUCGCUGUAGCUUAGCUCUAUAAAUAAGUUUUUCAAAUGUAAAAUAAAUGCAAGUCGAAAACGGUAA